AUGCUGAUCAAUGAAAAACCUAAGCAGCUGAUCCCACCAAAUGCAGCGGGAUGGAGUCAUACUGUACGUCUGGGGGACGUCAUCAGGAUAGACGUGGAAGGCGGCGAUGGCUUCUGGGUCCAGACUCAUAAACUGAAAACGAUCACGGACUCCCACCAGCACCUCGUUCUCGCCGCAAACUCCGACAAACGCUUCUGCCCUCUUACUCAGGGUUCCAUAGACUCUGCAGACUUGACUUCGGCGGGUGGGAGCUCGGUGGUUUCUCCAGCCGCGGCAGUUGGGGUAGACUUUAUAGCAGCAGGCUCCCCAGGCACAGGCCCCCUCAGGGAAGUUCCGAAUGUCGGCCUUACGUAUGGUUACCAGCCUUUCGGUAACGCGCGACGUCGAGGCCCACCAACUCAGCACUUAAGAAGUCCGUUCUGGGACGCAAACUGCCGAUGUCAACAGUUCCAGUCUGCCGAGAAGUGCAUCCGACAAGAACCCGAGCCAACUCGCACAAUUCUACCGAUGGUGCCGAAAAAUGCCUCCAAAGAUUCGGAGGGGGGGAGCGGAGACUUCAACCCAGCCGAUUUGGCAGAGGAAGGCAAGCUAGACGCCAGGGGAAAGAAAACCUUGCUGAAGAACAUGAAUAUCCCAUGGACAGGCUUAUCGGGAUUUUUCAUCCUUGUCCUCGCAAUGGUUGUUGUUCCGGGGGGAAGAGACGGGAACGAUAAAUUCUGCAUCGAGAUUGCUGCGUCAUAACUUGGCCAACCAUGCGGAAGUUAGGAAUGCUCAGCGCUUGAUCACUAUAGGUUUUAGAUACAAAAAGAAACCCCACCCCGCGC
Fimicolochytrium jonesii is the source of this 824-nucleotide messenger RNA. RefSeq lists its product as uncharacterized. The record is from RefSeq and is a predicted model, not a curated record. The transcript is spliced from 4 exons. Bases 1 to 741 code for a protein of 246 amino acids. Lineage: Eukaryota; Fungi; Chytridiomycota; Chytridiomycetes; Spizellomycetales; Powellomycetaceae.